AUGUCUUUAACGGGUGUGAAAAUGUCCGAGGACGUUUGGUUGACAUGUCUCACUCAUGCAUUGUCCACCGAGACCGAGGAGAUCAUGGGCCUCCUUCUUGGUGAUAUUGAGAACUCUGUAAAUGGGGGUGUGACUGCACUAAUUUGGGGAGCAUCACCUCAAACACGAUCUGAUCGGAGGAAGGACCGUGUGGAGACUAAUCCUGAGCAGUUGGCUGCUGCAUCAGCCCAGGCCGAAAUAUCCUUGAUGCUUUAUUUUUUUAUAAAUAUUUGA
This is a messenger RNA of Prunus armeniaca (apricot), 273 nucleotides long. NCBI's taxonomy places the organism in Eukaryota, Viridiplantae, Streptophyta, Magnoliopsida, Rosales, Rosaceae. The record is from the annotation of a GenBank genome assembly.